Messenger RNA from Olea europaea var. sylvestris, 3240 nucleotides. RefSeq lists its product as uncharacterized. The record is from RefSeq and is a predicted model, not a curated record. NCBI's taxonomy places the organism in Eukaryota, Viridiplantae, Streptophyta, Magnoliopsida, Lamiales, Oleaceae. The transcript is spliced from 5 exons. Gene Ontology annotation, molecular function: nucleic acid binding. Gene Ontology annotation, biological process: DNA integration. Bases 1 to 3240 code for a protein of 1079 amino acids.
AUGAGUCAAUCACUUUCUGUUCCUCCGUAUUUUGACGGAAGUAAUUAUGCCUAUUGGAAGGUUAGAAUGCGUGCGUUUCUUAAGUCUUUAGAUGAGCAUGUUUGGUUAAGUGUGCAAAAUGGUUGGAAACCUCCCUCUACUAGCAUAUCAGGAACUGUUAACCUUACCGAUAUAUCACUGUGGACUAAGGAUGAACUAGCUGAGUGUAAUUGGAAUAGCAAGGGUCUUCAUGCCCUGUUUAUGGCCAUAUCUCCCGAAGAGUUUAGGAGAGUGUCAAUGUUUGAAGAAGUAAGAAUGAAGGAUGAUGAAACGUUUGACGAAUUCUAUGCUAAAUUAAAUGACAUUGUCAAUUCUAGCUUCAAUCUAGGUGAGAAAAUUCCCGAGUCUAAAAUUGUGAGAAAAGUGCUUAGAUCCUUGCCCGAGAGAUUUAGACCUAAAGUCACUACCAUUGAGGAAAGUAAGGACCUAGAUGAAGUUAAAAUUGAAGAACUGGUAGGAUCGUUGCAAACUUAUGAACUCACUAUUACACAACCUAAGAAAGGUAAGUCCAUAUCCCUAAAAUUCAUCAAAGAAGAUGAAUCUUCUGAUACUGAGUCACUUAGGGACGAGGAAAUUGCAUACUUUGUUAAGAAAUUCCAAAAAGUUCUCAAGAAUAGAAGAAAACCUCAAGAUAAAAAGAGUAGAGCCCCUAACAGAUUCACAAAAGCAAAAACUGAAACUUUUAACAAUAAAGGGUCGAGUGAUAAACCACGUUUGGUUAGGUGCCAUGAGUGUCAAGGUAUAGGUCAAUAUAGAAAUAAAUGCCCUAGUUAUAAGAAGAACCAAAGAAAAGGGAAAGGUAAGGCCUUAGUUGUCUCACUCACAGAUAAUGAAUCUGAGACCAGUGAUAGACAGGAUUCUUCUAGUAGUGAGGACGAAGGAAACUACAUGGCAUUUGUAUCGACUGUUAAGAGUGAAUCUGAUAGGGAAAGUGACAAGGUUAAGGAAGAACAUUCUAACGAUAAUUCUAGUAAUGAAGAUGAGGAUGAGAUAGACAUACAAGAAGCUUAUCAACUUUUAUUUAAGGAGAGUCUUAGAAUCAAAAAGAUUUUCAUUAGUGGGACUAAGAAAUUGGACAAUAACUUGGGAAUGAAUAAGCCUGCAGGAGAUAGGAAGGGUCUAGGAUAUGUUAAGAAUAACUCACUUGUUGCUGGACCUUCUAAAACAGUUUUUGUUUCUGCAUCUAAGAAAGUAAAUGCUGUAAGUAGUUCAAAUAAGGGUAAGAAUGUUCCGAGAGAACAGAAUCAUCAAUCACAUAGAAACUCCAUACCCAGAUACCCACAGCCACGUACCUUUAAACCUAGGUUCAUUCCCACCUGUCACCACUGUGGAGCUCUAGGACACACUAGACCUAAAUGCUAUAAGUUAGGCAAUGAGCGUAGAAAUCAGAACAUUCCUAGUCAGGUUAGCUUUCUGUCUAAUCAAGUUAGUCAUUUGACUGAGAUGCUUACUAAGCUUACUAGGAGUACCUUAUCAUCUAAGAAAGUUUGGGUCAAAAAGGGCGAUUUAGCUAGACAUUCAAGUCAAGAUAAGUGUUUUGUUGCUCAUGUUGCAUUAAAAGCCCAAAAUUACAAUAUGUGGUACCUAGACAGUGCAUGUUCUAGGCAUAUGUGUGGUAAUAAGGCUUUGUUUACUACUCUUGAUAAAUGGUUACCUUUGGAGAUGGAGGUUCUGCACCUAUUCUUGGCAAAGAGAUGUACUGUGUAUGAUUCAUCUGGUGGGGUAGUUCUUGAAGGGGUUAGAACAGCUGAUAAUUGUUAUGGAGUCUUGCCUAAUUCUAACUAUGUAUGUAGGAGUGCUAAAAUUGAUGUGAGUGAACUCUGGCACAAAAGGUUAGGUCACUUGAACUAUAAGAGUCUAGUACAACUAGCUAAGAAAGAGUUAGUAGAUGGUUUGCCUAAGAUAGGUCCUAGUGAACAUGCUGUGUGUGGACCAUGUCAACUAGGGAAACAACUCAAGGGAAACCAUAAGAAGACUUCUAAAAUUCUGACCAAAAGACCCUUAGAAUUGAUACACAUGGAUUUAAUGGAACCAUCUAGGACUGAGAGUUUAGGUGGUAAGCGAUACAUUCUAGUUGUGGUAGAUAACUUCUCGAGGUUCACAUGGAUAGAAUUGCUUCGGGAAAAAUCUGAUGCAUGUGAUCUCAUAAAGUCUUUGUGCAAACGAUUUAGCAAUGAACUAAAUCUCAAAGUGUCUAGAAUGCAUAGUGACCAUGGAAAGGAGUUCGAGAACUUUAAUCUCGAAAGUUUCUGCAUGGAUGAAGGCAUAUUGCAUGAGUUCUCUUCCCCUAUCACUCCUCAACAAAAUGGAGUGGUUGAAAGGAAGAAUUGGGUUCUUCGGGACAUGGCUAAAGCCAUGCUUCAUGGCAAGGGACUAGCCUUACAUUUUUGGGGAGAAGCUGUUAACACCGCAUGCCACAUAAUUAAUAGAGUUUACCUUAGACCCAAGACCGAUCAGACUCUAUAUGAAAUACUUAAGGGUAAAAAGCCUACUGUUAAGUACUUUCGAGUGUUUGGGAGUAAGUGCUACAUUUUGUGUGAUAGAGAGAACUUGAGUAAGUUUGAAUCGAAGAGUGAUGAAGGAAUCUUCCUAGGAUACUCUAGAAAUAGCCGAGCAUUCAGGGUGUACAACUUACGUACUCGUGUGGUGAUGGAGUCAGUAAAUGUUGUGAUAGAUGAUGUUGUGAGUGAGGGGGAGAGUGUUGAAAAUUGUGAUGAAGAUGGAGAUCUUAUAAGUUCUAAUGAUCCUACUGAGAUACCUAUGUCUGAAUCAUCACUUAAAAAACCUGAAACACCUGAAAAGAAAACAUUUCCACAAGAUCGAGAUAAAGAUCCUGAGGAACCAUCGACUAGGGUUAAGUCUAAUCAUCCUAAAGACAAUAUCAUUGGGGAUCUAGAUGAGGGUAUGAGGCUUCGUAGGAGAGUACUGAACAAUCUAGCAUACACUAGCUAUGUAUCUCAGGUAGAACCUAAAAAGGUUGAAGAGGCUCUUGGUGAUGAGUGUUGGGUGGAUGAGAUGCAUGAGGAGCUCAAUCAAUUUGCUAGGAACAAUGUGUGGAUCUUAGUUCCCAGACCUGAGAAUUGUAAUGUUAUUGGUACUAAGUGGAUCUUUAAGAAUAAGACAGAUGACCAGGGUACUAUAACUUGGAAUAAGGCUCGAUUAGUUGCUCAGGGUUAUACUCAACUGUUGCUUGUACCUUAG